UUCUUCGGUAACAGAUCGAUAAAUUUCCGGGAUAUGCUCGGAAGUUGCUAAGCAAAGGAGACAACGAGUAUGGCGGCGGACAUUUGACGAUGUACCCAGCGAACGAACUCACUGAAUCUGCAACGCAGAAUAAACAAACGAUUCCUCAUUCGGUAAAAGCCAAAAUGCCAGCUGCGUCUGGAGUGAGACGUAUUAGUGGAGGUAAGGAAAAUGUUAAGAAAAUUCACUGUGCAUUUCACGAAAUCGUACAUUAAUUUCAGCUGGCCCCUUAAAUCAAAUGGGGUUAUCUUUUACUCAAAAUGGAUACUUUUCAUUGAAAAACCGACAACACCUGUUUUUAGUUGUUCAGAAUGCAAGUCGAUGCAUUGGUACUAAAGGUGAAGAUCGAUUACAGUAAAAAUAGUGGAAGAAAUCAGAAAAUGACACCCACCCCUACUCGAAUGUUACAGGAUCCCCCCUGGUGUAGCAGAAAAUGUAUAGAGUUAGCAAAGAGAACUUCCUUCGCUGCUUACUGCCGUACUUUGAAUCCAGUAAAAAGGUCCAAUUGGCCUGUUUUUGUAUCAAAUCUGUGGAUUGAAGUCACUUCAACAUUUUUGUUCAAACAUUUUUAUUGCAGAAAAGUUUGGUGAACGUCCUUUAUCACGUCAUGGCGAAAGACCCACAAGCAGCAGAUCUCUUGACAGUCCCUUGCAAACUGCAGCACAGUCACCCCAACAAAGGUCUCUUUAUUGUGGGGGAAGUAACCUUCAACGUCGAAGCUCAGAAGAGCUGAUCUCUUCUCAUGGUGCUGUCUUUGUUCCAAGGCCUCCAUCCAGACAAAAGACUGGUGGCCGCCCCAAAUCAGCCAAGGGGCGGUCGCAUCCUAACUCCCAUGUUGGAAGAGAAAGAAAAGCUUCAAGAGAGAGUUUGUCUGAUGUUGGAGAUCCAGUUUCCUGUUCCCCACCACUAAAACCACAGCUAUCUUUUUCAAAGUACAAGCCCCUUCCUUCUAUAGGCACAGGGCUUUUUCCCAAGACUGACAAUUACCAUUCUUUAAGUGAAUUAUCUCAAAGUAGAACAAGAAUACAAACUGACAGCAAUGAUACUGAUAAUGUGACAACCUUGUCAAAAGCUACUGCAAGUCUAUCAUUACACUACUCCCUCCCUGAUGAACCAACAGAUGCAGAGCCAGAGAGACUUAAUCUUGCCAUAAAACUAUUGGAUGGUACUCGUCAUGAGAGAUGGUUUAGACCCACAGACACUCUAGGCGCAGUGAUUGCAUUUGCCGCAUCAGUUACUAAGGACGAGCUUCCUCCCUGUCUCAUUUGCACAAAUGAGGUGCCCAGAAGAGUUUUUGAUAAUUUUUCUCUAAGUUUGUCACAAGCUGGGAUAAACUCAAGAACAGUUGUCUAUCUUGAAGACUUGGUACCAUUAGAUAACAAUAGUAAAUAACUAAACCCCUUCUUGUCAUCAUAGUGAAACCCAUUCAAUUCAACCACUCAAGGGUGAUGAAAAUCUGGUAAAUUUUUUUAGGUAGUCUUAUGAAGGGAGUGUUUGGAUUAGCAUGGGUUUCAAUAAGCACCGACAACUGACAAAACGCGUCAAUUAUUUUGCUUAGAGAAGUCGGCUACUUUUCUCCCCAAAAGAAGAAGCAACUAGUACUGAUGAUGUCGUAAACAAGUACCAUAUCAUAAAAUCUGGCUACUUCAACUAUUAUUGAAACCCCUGGAUUAGGAAGGUUAUAAGUUGGUGUUUUUGUUCAUUUGGGCCAAAAAAAAUAUGGUCAAAAUUAUAAAGUGGUGAUGAGGUAAAGUUUUAAUCUUAGAGCUAUGUUCACUCAAGCUCCUGCAUGGUAAACAGAAAGAAAAUGAGGCAACCAAAAGUGCAGCUUUACUCUUGGACCUUGUUCCUCAAUACCCUGCGAGCAGAGGUUACUCCCUUGCAUGCCUACAGCAUUUACAAGCCUUCAAGCCUUUUGUAUCGCAUGUCAGUUACUUAGUUGGUUUGUUUACGCCCCAGGAGAAACAUUUUUGUCAGGGUGUAAACAAACCAUCUACACAACUGACAUGCGACGCAAAUGACUUGUCAUAAACACUAAAAGUCAUGCAAGAGAGAAACAUCUGCUCAGUUUUUUUUUUCAAACAUGUAAAAAUAGCC
Porites lobata is the source of this 2136-nucleotide messenger RNA. Lineage: Eukaryota; Metazoa; Cnidaria; Anthozoa; Scleractinia; Poritidae. The record is from the annotation of a GenBank genome assembly.